Messenger RNA from Zasmidium cellare ATCC 36951, 441 nucleotides. RefSeq lists its product as uncharacterized. NCBI's taxonomy places the organism in Eukaryota, Fungi, Ascomycota, Dothideomycetes, Mycosphaerellales, Mycosphaerellaceae. The transcript has 3 exons. The record is from RefSeq and is a predicted model, not a curated record. The coding region runs from base 1 to 441 and encodes 146 amino acids.
AUGAGUUGCCGCUGCCAUGACUGCGGCCGUUGGUUCGCGGACGAGAACGAAUGGCGCAUGCACCGACAAGUCCACCUUCCAGCCGCGUACGAAUGCUUCAAGUGCACCAACCGCUACCGCAAGUACUCUGACAUGAUCUGUCAUCUCGAGUAUGGCUGCGGCGGCAUCGAUGCCGAGGACCUGAACAAAUCUGCAGCCAUGGUCUACCAGUGGAAGCAUAUCAUGGAUCCUGAUUAUCGAGUUGAAAUCCUGCGUAUGGAUGCUGAGUAUGGCAGGAACUGGAAUCAUGAGGGGCAGCCGCGGAAGUGCCCAAACUGUGGGAACUACUUCAAGAAGCUGUCGGCUCUGUUCCAGCAUGCGUGGAGCAGGUAUGGAGCGGAGGCUGAGGACGAGGGCGUGCUGGGAAAGUUGAAGAGGUGGUUGUGGAACCGCCAUGGCUAG